AUGGAAGAGGAGGCAGGGGACACGACGAUCAACUUCUGGAAGGACCCUAACGGCGAGUCGUGCUGCAUCUGCGGGGAAGAGGACGCGGAGGAGAAGCACGGCGAGCUCGCCUGCCCCUACGACUACCUGGUGUCGCCGGCCGGGUACGUGCCCUGCAGGGCGAGGCGCGCCGUGUGGAAGGAGGACGGGGACGCGCCGUCCAGCCACCGCCUCUUCCUGCGGCGCUUCGUGCGCGUCACCAACCUGCCGGAGCGCUGCCCCCGCCCGGCUCGCCUCGCGGCGCUCUUCGCCCGGUUCGGGCCGCUGCGGAUGUGGCACGUCGCCAUGGACGCCCCCGCGGUGUGCAAGGGCUUCGCAUGCGUGGUAUUCGAGCGCCGGGAGGAUGCCGAGAAGGCCAUUGAUGAGCUCAACUGCUAUGAAUUUGACGGCCGUAGCUUGCGGGUAGACUGGUUUUAUCCCAGCGCGUGA
This is a messenger RNA of Lolium rigidum, 468 nucleotides long. Its product is annotated as eukaryotic translation initiation factor 3 subunit G-B-like. The record is from RefSeq and is a predicted model, not a curated record. The transcript has a single exon. Gene Ontology annotation, molecular function: RNA binding. The coding region runs from base 1 to 468 and encodes 155 amino acids. Lineage: Eukaryota; Viridiplantae; Streptophyta; Magnoliopsida; Poales; Poaceae.